Messenger RNA from Puntigrus tetrazona (Sumatra barb), 1308 nucleotides. It is a transcript of the gene lims2, whose product is annotated as LIM and senescent cell antigen-like domains 2. The record is from RefSeq and is a predicted model, not a curated record. NCBI's taxonomy places the organism in Eukaryota, Metazoa, Chordata, Actinopteri, Cypriniformes, Cyprinidae. Gene Ontology annotation, biological process: cell-cell junction organization; positive regulation of integrin-mediated signaling pathway; cell-cell adhesion. Gene Ontology annotation, cellular component: focal adhesion; cell-cell junction; cytoplasm.
CUCUAUUCUUGACUCUGAGGCUCAUACAGCCCAGGCUCACGACUCGCUCCGGGGAUCAUCAUGGAAGAAGAUGGCAUCAACGGCCUCCAGGACGCCGAGAUUCCCAGACGCAGCGACGUCAAAGUCUACAAGGAGUUCUGUGAUUUCUACGUGCGCUCCAACAUGACGAAUGCGUUAGCCAAUGCCAUCUGUGAGCGCUGUAAGGCGAGCUUCACGCCGACAGAGAAGAUCGUGAACAGUAAUGGUGAGCUGUACCACGAGCAGUGCUUCGUCUGCGCGCAGUGCUUCCAGCAGUUCCUCCAGGGACUCUUCUAUGAGUUUGAGGGGAGAAAAUACUGCGAGCAUGACUUCCAGAUGCUGUUUGCUCCGUGCUGUCACCAGUGUGGCGAGUUCAUCAUUGGUGUGAUAAAGGCCAUGAACAGCAGCUGGCACCCGGACUGUUUCUGCUGUGAUCUGUGCCAGACUGUGCUCGCAGACGUGGGCUUCGUGAAGAACGCAGGCCGACACCUGUGCCGUCCGUGUCAUAAUCGUGAAAAGGCUCACAGUCUGGGGAAGUACGUGUGCCAGAAAUGUCAAGCCAUUGUGGAUGACAUCCCGCUGAUUUUCAAGAAUGACCCGUACCAUCCUGACCACUUCAACUGCAAUAACUGUGGGAAGGAGCUGACGGCCGAGGCCCGGGAACUGCGGGGGGAGCUCUACUGUCUGCCAUGUCAUGAUAAGCUGGGUGUGCCCAUCUGCGGCGCCUGCAGGAGACCCAUCGAGGGCCGCGUGGUCAACGCCAUGGGCAAACAGUGGCACGUGGAGCAUUUCGUGUGUGCUAAAUGUGAGAAACCUUUUCUUGGUCAUUCGCAUUAUGAGCGCAAGGGCCUGGCAUACUGUGAGACUCACUACAACCAGCUCUUCGGAGAAGUCUGUUACCACUGCAACCACGUCAUCGAGGGAGAUGUGGUGUCUGCACUGAACAAGGCCUGGUGUGUGAAAUGCUUCGGCUGCUCCACGUGCAACUCCAAGCUGACCCUCAAGGACAGAUUCGUGGAGAUGGACCUGAAGCGAUUGUGUAAGCACUGCUACUGACAGCGUGCGGGAUUUGAGCUCAAGAGACGCCUGUCCAAACAAGACUCCAAAGACAUGAGGAAGAAGAAGAUGCCCAUCUGUCUGUGACAUGUCUCUGUUUCAGCGAGGAUGUUUAGAUCUGCUGAGACGUUCCUGCAGCCGAAAACCAGACAUCCGGCAUCUGACUCUGGAGAGUCUCAUCAGUUCCGAUGCGUGUUGUAGUUUGAUAAAUAAUGAAUAAAGGAAUAGUGUGUA